AUUUGAUUUCGUCAUAAUACUUAGCUUUCCGUUGACUGGCUCGGAAGAGUCCUGCUGUUAUUUCGUUUUACGAAUCUCAUUAGAAAUUCAAAAUGUCUACGUACAAAUUGACUUACUUCCCAGUUAAAGGAUUGGGUGAACCAAUUCGUUUUCUCUUAAGCUAUGCUGGAAUUUCAUUUGAAGAUGAGCGUUUUGAUAGAGAUGACUGGCCAAAGAUAAAGCCUACUACUCCUUUUGGCCAAGUUCCUGUACUUGAUGUUGAUGGGAAAAAAGUAGCUCAGUCAGUAGCUAUUUCUCGUUAUUUGGCAAAAAAAUCUGGUUUAGCAGGAAAGGAUGAUUGGGAAGCUUUAGAAAUUGAUAGUAUUGUUGAUACUAUUCAUGAUGUUCGUGCAAGACUUGCUGCCUUCCACUAUGAAGAAAAUGAGGAAAUUAAAGCUGCGAAACGCAAGAUUGCUGAUGAAGUAGUACCAUAUUAUCUGGAACGUUUAGAUGCUCAAGUGAAGAAUAAUGGUGGCUACUUUGUUGGGGGUGCUCUUUCUUGGGCUGAUUUAUCAUUUGUUGCUUUGCUCGACUAUUUAAAUUUCAUGAAUGGAUCCGAUCUCAUCGAGAAAUAUGACAAUCUGAAGCAAUUGAAAGAAAAAGUUCUCAAUUUACCUGCUAUUAAAAGUUGGCUUGAUAAGCGUCCACAUUCUGAUUUCACUGUCUUGUUUGUUACAUCAAUACGUUCCACGCAUAUCUUCAAAAUGUCCACGUAUAAAUUGAUUUAUUUCAAUAUUCCUGGUCUUGCCGAACCAAUUAGAUUCCUUCUUCAUCAAAGUGGAAUUAAAUUUGAAGAUAAAAGAAUUGAUACCGAAGAAUGGCCCAAGAUUAAAUCUGAAAUGCCACUUGGACAAGUACCUAUUUUGGAAAUCGAUGGUAAAGUUUAUUAUCAAUCGAAGGCUAUUUCUCGCUUGAUCGCUAAGAGAAAUAAUUUUUACGGUUCCAAUGAUGAAGAAGCUUUCCUUGUUGAUGCUACCGUUGAGACUAUAGACGAUUUAAGACAACCAAUUACUCAACAUUAUUGGGAAAAGGAUCUUGCGUUCAAGGCAAAAUUGAAAACCAAUGUUGAUACCAAAGUUCCCUUGCUUCUCAACAAAUUGGAAGAACAAGUAAAGAAGAAUAAAGGGUACUUUGUUAAUGGAAAGUUGACAUGGGCAGAUCUUUUCUACACAGCAAUAGAGGAAUCUUUGACCGACAUGCUUGGAUAUGAUUUGAAUAAGGACCAUCCUGAAUUGAAGAAAUUGUCUGAGAAAGUAAAAUCAUUACCUAACAUCAAAACAUAUUUGAAGAAUCGACCCAAACCUAUGGUCAUACCUUAAAACGUUAUAAUUUUUUGCAUAUAUUAUUGCAUAUAUUAUAUAUAUGAAAAAAUUAUAAUUAAAUUAUGGUAUUCUUAAGAACUCGCCAGGAUUCAUUGAUUGAUUUAUUUUCUUUAUAAGUUAUUUGCAUAUAUUUUACAUUAAAUCGCGUUUGAUACAAAUUUUGCUUUAUAUUUUCGUAAAUAUAGAUAAAGUAAAUACACAAUUUUACAUAUACUUGUCAUGUAUUAUGCAAGUAUAAAAAUAAAUAAGAUUUAUACAUAUUUAAAGAAUUUUUUUUAAAUUCGAAUUCUUGAGGUGUAUGAAAAAUUUUUGUGAAAAGAGUACGGAAUGUAAAGAUAGCAAUUUAUUGAUUUAUUGACAAUAGCAUUCAAAAUUAUUUUUAAUAAAUUUUUUCCAGUUUUAUAAUAUAUUAUUUUUCUUUCAAUUUUUUAAAUUCAUUGGUGAAUCGUAAUUCACCAUAUUCAUUAAUUCAAUGGAUAAUCAUGAAUAGUACUGUUUAUUAUAAAAAUACAUAAAUUAUCUUUCAAAAAUAAAGAAUUAUCAUUUAAAUAAAAAUUAUCAAUAUAAUGAUAAUAUUAUUAUUAUAUUUUUUUUACAUUAUUAUCACAAUUAAUCACACUCACGCUGUUGCAUUUGAGGUAUUCGUUUAUUUUGAUAAAUUCUAAACAAUCUAUUUGCAGAAAAUAUAUAGCAUCGUUUAAAUAAAAUGUUCUUGAAAUAUUCUUCCGUUAACAUAACCUCAAAAAUCUUCAUUAUCUUCGAAUGAACUUCAUAAUGAACGAACGCAUAAUAAUUAUUCAGAUCAGAAUUAUAUAUUAUUCAUUCAUUUAAGAUCUUGAAAUAAUUUUCCUUGAAAAAAAACAUUAUUUUAAGCAUGUUUAAUAAUUUUGAUUAUCGAUUAUCUUGACAGAUUGAGAUAAUUUAUUAUAGAUCUACAGAUAUUUUAUAGAAUUAGAAUGUUAAUUACACUAUAUUUUUGAGAUGAUUUUCUUUGCCAAUGAUAAAAUUUGAUUGACUUUAGAAUAAUCUCAACCAUUAAAAAGAUAUUUUCAAUCUUUGAUGAUUUUCAAAUAAUUUUAAUCAGUAUAUCGUUAUCUCAAUUAAUUUUUAGUUAAUUUUCAAAUUAAAUUGAAAUUAUUAUGUAUUUAUAAUAUUAUUCGAAUUUUAUUUGUUCUUAUAUCUAGAUAAUCGUUUCUAGUAAUUUUCUUAUCAUAAUUAUUUAAUUUUUUACACAUACAUCAAAAAGAUAUUAAUAAUUACAAUAGCUUAAAUAAAUAAUAUAAAGAUUUAUUUCAAUUAAUAUUGAAUUUUGCUAAAUAUGUCUUUUUUUCUUUUUUAAUGUGAACAAUUUUAUACAAGAUGUGUAAGAUAAAAUAGGUCUGAAUAUUUCGACUAUUCCUGAUC
Apis laboriosa (Himalayan honeybee) is the source of this 2765-nucleotide messenger RNA. RefSeq lists its product as uncharacterized. Gene Ontology annotation, biological process: glutathione metabolic process. NCBI's taxonomy places the organism in Eukaryota, Metazoa, Arthropoda, Insecta, Hymenoptera, Apidae. Bases 93 to 1358 code for a protein of 421 amino acids. The transcript is spliced from 9 exons. Gene Ontology annotation, molecular function: glutathione transferase activity. The record is from RefSeq and is a predicted model, not a curated record.